AUGGGAGCAUAUUACGACGAAGUUGAAAUAGAAGAUAUGGUCUGGGAUCCGUCUCGCAAAGUAUACCAUUACCCAUGUCCUUGUGGCGAUCGAUUCGAGAUUACACGACAACAACUUCGGGAUUGCGAAGAUAUUGCUACUUGUCCGAGCUGUAGCUUAAUCAUACGAGUGAUAUAUGAUCCGUUAGAUUUCGAGGAUGAAGAUAAAAAAGAAGAAGAGCGAGAGGGAAGUGGAGAGGAUACAGAUAGCGAUUGCUCAAGCGAUGAAAACUUCGAGGAUGCCAUGGAAAAGCUGUCGCUCUAA
Messenger RNA from Lentinula edodes (shiitake mushroom), 303 nucleotides. RefSeq lists its product as uncharacterized. Gene Ontology annotation, molecular function: metal ion binding. The record is from RefSeq and is a predicted model, not a curated record. NCBI's taxonomy places the organism in Eukaryota, Fungi, Basidiomycota, Agaricomycetes, Agaricales, Omphalotaceae. The transcript is spliced from 2 exons. Gene Ontology annotation, biological process: protein histidyl modification to diphthamide. The coding region runs from base 1 to 303 and encodes 100 amino acids.